AUGGUUGGCGCGGACUCGUGGAACAGCUGGCGUCGGAAUAAAGGACAUAGAGGCCGACCCAGAACCGUCGAACCCCGAGUUUGCAAAGAAGAAUGGAAGGAGACAAGGUCUUUGCCGCCCUGGUCUUCCUGGUCUCCGCCCUGGUCUUCGACGGGAGCACGGUCGCCGCCGUUUGCGCCGCGGCCCCCACCAGGUCCGCCUCCAGAAGGCAGUGACGAGCACCCGUUUGUCUCCCAAUGGAAGACGGAUCGCUGGGCGCACUGGGCAGAUGAGGACUGUGAGCCUGAGCCUGCCCCAAGUCUCGCUUCCCAGAGCACCUCAGCGACGAGCCUCCCAGCUGUCAAGCGUGAGCUGAGUGAUGACACCACCUCCUCGAGCGACGAGGACCAGCCAGGCCAGUUCCUGUCCAUCCUGAACAGGGGCCCACCAAAACCCAAGAAGAUGCCGAAGAAGAGGCCCAUGCCGCCUACUUCGGUGGCCACUUCGAAGUACGCCCCGCCGAAGCGCAGCUCAAGUGCGAUGGCACCUCCCCAAGUGCCAGAUCCAAAGCGACUGCGCCUCGAGGAGCCGGAGAGGAGGCCUCCGCAGCCUCCCCAACCGCGCAGCCGGACAAUCAUCCGGCCCAGCACGAAGGCAGGGCCCGCUAUUUCGCCCACUUCAAAACCACCGCCACCAUCGGUUCAGCCUGCGGUGGCUCGGAUGGCCCCGACCGCGCCAGCGCCUCCGGUGAUCCGAGCCCCGCUGAUCCCCGCACCACCAGCACAGGGGCAGGCGCCGGCACCGGCCUUCCCUGUGAAUGGCGUUCGCAUAGGUACUGCCAGAGCAAAAGUUUCGACAGUGCCGCCGCGUGUACCACGGCGCCUGACACGUGAAACCUCCACGGGGUUGAUGGUCGACCCACCUCCCAUGGCCGACCUACGGGACUCGCGGCCCUGUCCUCUUCCGGGCCCUCCACCGAUGGAGGAUCCUCCCUACUGGGCCUUGGACAAGCCCUUCAUGAAUUCGCAGCUGGCGCUUCCGCCCUCGCACCUGCCGCUGGCGUUGCCUGCGCCGCCAUUGCAGCCGCCACCACCGCCUGUGGAGACUCUGGAGUCGGAGCGCCUAAACAUGGCGGCGCCCAUGACGGAUGCGCUGGCCCUUUGCGAAGCACCCUCAGGCGAGGGAACCAUUUCCAUUGAUAUCGAUGAAGGCGCUGUAGCUGUGGCGGAUCUGCUGCAGCAGGAGGGUCACCAGAAGAAGGAGUUCCUAGAGGCGAUAGAAGCCCUGAAGGAAUUUCAGCGGAAGGCUGCGAAAGCUUUCAAAGGUUCCAACGCGCCUCUGACCAUCGACGUCCGCGUCGGUGGCGCAGGAGCAGACCUGGCGGACCUGGAGCUGUCGCCAGGUGGGCCCUCGGUCGGAAGUAGCGGCUACUACUCCAACAAAGGGAACUGGAGCGACGCUUUACCUGCCUCUUUGGCGGCCGAGCGCGUUGUCGAUGCCAGUGACAUCCGCUUCUCGCAGAGGUCGAUGAAGCGGCGGUUCCAGGACGGACGCAGCCUGGAGGAGCUGAUCCUGGGCCUCAUGAGGGGGACCUACAACUCCAUGACAGACGAGUUCUUGAAGCUGACCGUGGUGGAAAAAUCCGACUCCAAGGGCAACCCUGCCCUGUACUCAAAGGACAACCGGCGGCUAUACUGCCUCCAGGAGUAUCAGAGACGCAUCGGCCGCGCAGACGUACCGGUGCGAGUUCGAAUCCUCGCAUGGCAAGACGUUGUCGACGCCUGCAAGUUUCAGAGGAAUUACGACACAGAGAUGGACGGAGUUGAUAUUGUUCUUCGAUAG
Messenger RNA from Symbiodinium natans, 1821 nucleotides. The record is from the annotation of a GenBank genome assembly. NCBI's taxonomy places the organism in Eukaryota, Dinophyceae, Suessiales, Symbiodiniaceae.